CCCGCCUCCGCGUCCCGGCAGCUCCGGAGCUGGUGGUGGCCACGAGCGAACAGGAGGCAGAGCGCAAGGACCGCGGCCCGGAGCGAGCGCCGCGCGUCUGCAGAGGCAAAGCGGGGCGCGGCUGCUACAGGACGGAGCCGGGAGCCGGGAGCCGGGAGCUGGGAGCCGGGAGCCAGUCGGGAGGCAGUGGCAGCAGGAACGACCCCCGCCGGAACUCCAGUCCAGUCCAGGCCCGGCCGUCAGCUGAUUGCGGCUCGGUGCGCGAGUCCAGAACAGAAAUUCUCUCUGUUGGAACCAUUCAUAAACAAGAGACAUUAACGCUGUGACAUAUGCCUGUGCCACCACCGCCACCACCACCUCCACCACCUCCUCUUCCUCCCCCUCCCCCACCUCUUGGGGCCCUUCCUCCACCUCUGGGAGCUCUUCCCCCUCCACCACCAUCUGGGCCUCUGGUGAGCACAGACACUUCCAGCCUGAGAAAGACAGAUCUGAAAGGUCGGAGUGCACUGUUGGCUGACAUCCAGCAAGGAACUCGCCUGCGAAAAGUCACACAGAUCAACGACCGGAGUGCCCCUCAAAUAGAGAGUUCAAAAGGAACCAGUAAAGAAGGAGGCUCUACAAAUUCUACAAAUGCCCGAGGAGGAAGUACCCCCCCAGCCCUGGGAGAUCUCUUUGCUGGAGGUUUUCCUGUGCUGCGACCAACAGGUCAGAGGGAUGCAGCAGGUGGCAAGACAGGGCCAGGCCCUGGCUCCCGGGCACCUUCUCCCAGGCUUCCCAUCAAGGCCAUCAGCAGCCAGCCUAACCCCCCUGCAUCUCCCAGGCUAGGCAAUGCCUCAGAGGCGCAGGGCACUGCCAGGAUGGGCCCCCCUCGCCCCAGCGUGCCAGCCCCACCGCCUCCCACACCACCUCCUCCUCCUCCACCCCCACCUCCACCUUUACCUCCUUCCUCCCCCAUCAAAGCCUCACUUGUGUCCCCACCUGUCCCAGUAAUCAAAGGGAAUCCCCCAGUUGUUGCAACCCCUCUUACCUGUACACCUCCGCCACCUCCCCCACUUCCCCCAACUCCACCUCUGCUGCCACCUGCCUCAGUGCUCAGCGACAAAGCUUCAAAGCCCCAGCUAGCCCCCUUGCCCCUCCCGCCCAUCCCUCCUCCUCUCCCUCUUCUUCCACCUUGCGGAUAUCCUGGGCUCAAUUCGGAACCUGUCAGCCCAGCCCAAGAGAUGCAGGAGCCUACUGCGCCACCACCCCCACCACCCCCACCACCCCUGCCACCCACACUCCCCUUGUACGCUUCCUGCUCCCCCAGGGCACCUUUGCCCACACCCCCUGUGCCAGGUUCUAAUAAUAGCUGUGAAACCCCUCCUCCCCUGCCCCCUAAGUCACCCACUUUCCAGGCCCAGGCUCAGAAGGCUGGCAUCCAGGCCCUGUCAGCUCCUCCAGUCCCUCCCGGGUCUCAGAUGCUCCUGCAGAAGAAGAGACUUGGCCGAGGCCCAGGGGCCAGUGGAGGGAAGCUAAACCCACCCCCAGCGCCCCCUGCAAGAUCACCUACCACAGAGCUCUCAAGCAAGAGCCAGCAGGCCCCAGCCUGGACCACAAGCCAGCAACCUGCAGGCCAACUGCGAAACGGAAGUCUGCACAUCAUGGAUGACUUCGAGUCUAAAUUCACGUUCCAUUCUGUGGAAGACUUUCCCCCUCCAGAUGAGUACAAACCAUGCCAGAAGAUUUACCCCAGCAAGCUCACUAGAAGCCGCACACCUGGUCCCUGGCUCCAGGCUGAGGCAGCUGGGCAGAGCUCUGAUGACAUCAAAGGCAGAAAUUCUCAGCUAUCUCUGAAAACACUCCGGUGAGAAGACGGAUGAAGCCAAGGUCCCCAGAUUUCGUGCAGCAGGGAUGGGCACCCCCAAGAAAAUGUGUCAGAAUCCAACAAUCACUAGCUGUACUCAAUCCACAUACAGGCUCUGACCAGAGCACUUAUUUAUUGUAAAUAUGUGGUUUGCAUGAGAUUUAGCCAUUUAGACAACUUUUGAGUCAUAUUUUUAAUAGGCUAUCACCAUCACCUCUCCAUUUUUUAAAAGCUUCUUGACAUUUUUUGUUUGUGCAUUGAGCCUUGUCUCCCGCGCCCCCACCACCAUAGUAUCCAUUCUGUGACUAUAAAUGCGCUUGCAGGCUGGCCCUUGCUAGAUUAUGAACCAUUUUUAGAGCAUCCUUAGUUACAAGUACUCCCAAAGUCAUAAGUAUCCACAACAAGCUCUCAUUGGCAUGACUUUAUAUUCUCAUCACACCAACUGCAAAAUCAGACCAAAUAAUGCCUUAUAAAUGAUGCAGCUCAGAGGAAGUAAUGUGUCCCCCACACCCCAAUCGUGCCGCGCCGCCUCCAGCGAGUGAGAUGCCAUGUCUCACUCCCAUUUCACAGUACAGGGAUGACUUCUUGCUGCCUAAUGUAAAUAUUAUUGCAACGUAAAGGCAAGAGUGGGCCUGGUCCCUCCAAUGCCUUCCACAGGGCCCCUUUUUGUAACUGAAGUGUUGUACAAGUAGCCAAUGCUCUUAACUGUUUACAACACCCCCUAGUGUCCACGUCUCCAUCACUAUCCUCCUGUCCCUCCAAGUUCUCAGUCCCACCCUGGCAAACUUGGCUUUAUGAGAUUUCAGUAUUUGUUUUCCCUUUCAGGUAAACAAAUAUAUAUGACCUGUGAUUGUGGUAAAUUACUGAUUGUCUUCCAGAAGUCUCCCUCCCCAUUUUUUCAUCCCAAAUGCAGGAUUUCCAUGGGAUAUGACUUGAAAAAGAAAAAAGUGUAGAAGGAAACAUCUCAUGAAAUAGUGUCUCUCAUAUCUGACUCUUUAGAAACCUAAAGAAUAGCAGGAUAAAUGGAGUUCCUUUCUAAGCCGAAGAAGCAAAGUGGCCUGGCAGCACCCCCAGCCUUGUGCUGGGCCCCCAGGAUGUGUUGGAGUGUGCAGGGAAUUAAGCUUCUCUGCCUGUGGGGAAAGGUCAGCUCAGGCAGGGACUAUUCACCACACCCUUUCUUUGGGCCUCAAGGGAAGGGACUAUUUCCAGUCUAACCCUAAAUGUUCCCCAACCAUUAUGGUGGGGAAGCUGUGACACAGAAAGGAGAGAAAAUAGAAGGGAACAGACUGAUCUCUGGGCUGUGCUCAAAAUAGCUACAGAUUAAAAGAAAUCAGGGAGGGAGAGCAGUGAACAAUCACUAGCUCAGAACAACCCACUCACACCCGCAGCUGACGCCCAGCAGGCCCAAGCUAAGCCAUCUAGGAAAGGUGAACAAGCAUGUAGCCAAUGUGACUCCAGACACCUGGCUGUUUGUUGUCCUGAACAAGGACUAAGGCAGUGUCCUACAUCGCUGUAGUUUUUCCUUGACCCAGAUAGGAGAAACAGCCAGGAUCAAGUUUCCAUCUCUGUGGGGGUGACUCAGGCCAAAUUGUAACAGCCAAAUCAAUGGGAAAGGCCUUCUACAGGCCUUUUGUGUUCCUGAUUUAUAUUGCUUCUGGAAGUCCUCCAAAAGGCCAGAAUUUAUUCUAACACUACCCACUCCACUUUCCUCUCAGUGGUAUAGAAUAAGUAUACACACUUUAAUCAUCUCAGUGAAGACAACUCUACACAAUAGCAAUUCCAGUUUGGGGGUAGACUGCCUCCCUUGUUCAUGUUCUGCACUGCUGGGAUAGACAUUAAAGCAAAACUAUCUGAGGACAGAGGGAAGAAAUAAGCAGAAACCAAAAUAUGGCAAGUAGGGUGAAAUCUCAGGAAUCCAACAUCACAUCUCUCCUCCAGACCCAUCACUGACCCCACAACCCUCUGAGCUCCUGCUGGUACACUGAGCUCCUUCCAGAGUAUACAGCCUAAGCCUUGACCAUGAACUCAUGCUGACAUCCCUCCCUUGUAUCAUCUGUGACUCCCUGUGUUUCACCUGUAUUUUAUAUUUAUUGAUGUCUCCCUCUGUAGAUUCAUUUCUUUGUACCUAAUAAACUUUAAUAAAUGGAA
Molecule: messenger RNA, 3991 nt
Organism: Perognathus longimembris pacificus (Pacific pocket mouse)
Lineage: Eukaryota; Metazoa; Chordata; Mammalia; Rodentia; Heteromyidae
Gene: Wipf3
Product: WAS/WASL interacting protein family member 3
Exons: 10
Coding region: 330-1847 (505 amino acids)
Biological process (GO): endocytic recycling; retrograde transport, endosome to Golgi; exocytosis
Cellular component (GO): early endosome; recycling endosome; WASH complex
Molecular function (GO): actin binding; gamma-tubulin binding; alpha-tubulin binding
Source: RefSeq, a predicted model, not a curated record